AUGUACGAAGGGAUUGACAACCUGAAAUCCCUUUACGAUCGUGCCGGGAAGACUUUCUCCGGCGGUCCUUCUGCGGCACAGGAUGUGCCGCAUCGUACUGCUCAACCAGACCCAGUACGUCAAUCAUCAGCUGGGAGCGGGGCUCCCAAGUAUCCCAGGACGGGGUAUAGCCGCGCCACCGGACGAGAUAACUCGUCCGACGUCCGUUCACGUCGCGGUGGUUCAACAGCUGCUCAACCAGAUAGCGCUGGCCACCACGAGAGUCCUCCAGAGGAGGUGGAGGAGGAGGGAAAACGCUCUAUAAACUAUCGUGAGGAAGCGUGUGUCCCCGAGAGCCUUUUUGAUCGCGCAACACAAAAGCUACGCAACUAUCUCGAACAUGAGCGGGACAGGCGUCUCCAAAUGGCGGACACUAUCUCGAAGCAUCGAGCGAGUUUGCCUUUGCUCAGCUUGAGAACGAGAGAGCUCUGA
Messenger RNA from Peronospora matthiolae, 471 nucleotides. The record is from the annotation of a GenBank genome assembly. NCBI's taxonomy places the organism in Eukaryota, Oomycota, Peronosporomycetes, Peronosporales, Peronosporaceae.